UCCCGGCACUUCCGUUCGCGGGCGUGACAAAAGGCGCAAAGAAAACGCAAAUCGCAGCGGAAGAAAAACAAGGGACAAUGAAGGAAGUCGAUAAUGACACCGGCCAUCGUUUCCUUUUCAGCGAAUCCGUUCCGGGUGCACCGUGCAGUAUCUGAUGCAUCUCAUUCCGUCUCCCCUUUUCACGUAAUCACGUCGUGAGUAUUUAUUCCGCGGGUCAAAAGCGAGGAAAACAGUGUCGAGUGUCGAGAUAUCAGUGAAGUAUCAGUCAUGAAGUAUCUUCUCUUCGUUGGCAGCACGGUCGCCCUAUUCGGGCUGUCUGUUGCUGGAGUUUCCGCGGACUAUAGCUCAUCCGGUCCCUCCCGUUCCUUCGAUCUAAGCGAGAGCAAUGUUCGAGGAAAACGUAGCCCUCAGGAUGAUCAUUCGGACUACAUGCCACCGCAUGGACCUCCAUGCAUGCCUCCAGGACCACCCCCGGAAGGUUUCACUACACCCGACAUGCCUUUGCUCAGUACCACGGGUGACAGCAGACGCAAAAGGGCUGCUCAGAAUCAGCAAGGAGGAGGACCACCACCGAGACCAGGUGGUAUGGGAAACGGUGGUGGAGUGGAAGGUGGUAUGGGAGUUAGUAUGGGCGCUAACGCAGGAGCUGGUAUGGGAGGCAUGGGCAAACAAAUGGGUGGCAUGGGCUAAACUGGUCAGUGGAUACCAUAGUUACGAGACAACAUGGAAAUACAUUACGAAUGAUCUGACUUCUGUCUAUAGUUUAGGUUAACACGUCGAAAUAAAUAAAUUGAUGAAAACGUU
Eufriesea mexicana is the source of this 804-nucleotide messenger RNA. RefSeq names its product vasodilator-stimulated phosphoprotein. Bases 268 to 690 code for a protein of 140 amino acids. The record is from RefSeq and is a predicted model, not a curated record. The transcript has 3 exons. NCBI's taxonomy places the organism in Eukaryota, Metazoa, Arthropoda, Insecta, Hymenoptera, Apidae.